UACUAUUAUUAGGUAUUUCGUAAAUCAUGAGUAACAGUCAGCAGACCAACAGGAACAGGAAUACAUUGUGGAAAUGAACUGUUCCCUGAGGUUGCGUUGCCGAAUCAAGGUUUCGCCAAGGAAUUCCAUUCAUUCAUUGUGAUCUUUCAAGUUUACAAGGCCCCUUGUCAGAAAAAAGGUAGCAGCCCAGAGGAAAACCAGAGUUCAUUUGUGGUAGAAAGCCAUUUCCAAAAAUGAGUGAAUUGCCACAACAGGUAUGGAGAAAAUGAGUAAAUCACAAGGGGAAUUGAAGAUCAUUUUGUUGAUAUGUACUCUAGUGCCAUGGGGAACAUAGAAUCCUCAGUAGUUUCUAAUGCUGCAUCUUCACCAUCAGAUAUUCCUGAAGGUAAUGGAAUUUUCUUUGCUGGAAUACCUUUACCACAUGAGACGUUGAGGUAUAUCUUCUCCUAUGUGCCUGCAAGAGAUCUGAUUGUGUCUGCUACCAGAGUGUGCAAGUACUGGAAUGAUUUACUGUCAGAAACUCAUUUUUGGCUGUAUAAAUUACAGGUUGAUGGAAUUGAUCUACCUGAAGCUACACGUGUAAAAUUAACACAGGAUGCCAGUUUUUCAAAAGGGCUAGAUAUUUUAAGAAUGAUAUGCAGUGGUCAUAUACCGUUAGGUAAAAAUCUACUAAAGAACCCAUCAGGGGCUGAAAGUUUCUCACACUGGAAUAUUGUACAUGGAGGUGAUGGUCUCAUUGUGGAAUCUCCUCCAGUUGGGAGUGAUCCAAUUCCAGAGGAAGCAGAACUCCCAACGCAGCAUUGUUUUGUCUCAUCUUAUGGCUUCUGUAGCAGGAAGCAAGUUAUUCAUCUGCAAAGUUUGAGACUCACGUCAGUGGUAUUAAACAAGCUAAAACCAAAAUUUAUCAUAUCUGAAUGGGUAAGUGCUCGGUGGGACUGCAGGUCACAGAGCAGAUUAAUUGUUGACUUUAUUGGUAGGAAAUCCACCAAAACCAUCAAUCUGGACUGGUCCUCGGAUGAUGAUGAUGUAGUUCAGAGGCACUGGUAUGAGGUAAAAAAAACUGUAACAGAUUACCCAGCUGAUCUAUAUAAAAUUGUAUAUACCAACGUCAGCAAGGAUCGCCAGUUUUGGGCAGGUCACUUUGGUGCAAAAACUGCUGGUUCUUCAGUAAAGUUAUUGUUGUGAUUUUAUUUGCAGCUACCACUUACUACUGAUAGGGUAGAAUUUAUACAUUAUUUAGAAGUCCAAGUUCAAGCAAAUAUACUUGAUACUUAAAUUCAACUGUGUGUAUUUAAGUUGGUAAUUACUGUUAUAUGGAAAUAUUAAGAAACUCAUAAAGUAGUUGUUGAUCUUGUUAUCAUUAUUUUGAUAAUAAUUAUUUUGUGUUUUAUUGUACAUAUGUAAUGCAGAUUUUUUGUAUCUUAGCGUUAAGGCUUGAUCCAUGAUUGCAUUUGAAUUGAUCUGAAUUUCAUAUUGUUUUGCUUUCAUAUAUGAAUAACUUAUGUUCACCUUUUUCGGUUUAGGCAUAAGUCCUUCAUUAUUAUCGGUAUUGGCAAUAGUGACAAAUGACAGGAUACAUCCAUGCUAUGGAAGAAGUGUUAUAUACUCUGUACAGUUACUAUAGUUCAUAAACUAUUGUUUACAAUUAAUGUGCUUUAGAUGUAAGUUACAACACUAAAAGUGUCUGUUUGACAGUGUUCAAUUAAAUUGUUAUAAUAUUGAGCUAACAACCUAACAGGGUGUGACAGUAUAAAAGAAAAUAAGCACUAUUUAAAGGAAAUAUUGUUUUAAUGUUUUUGUUCAGUAAUAAUGUAUAGAGUAAAUCUUACUUUGGAUCAAUUAUUUUUAAUGUGGACUGUGAUAAGAUUAUUCAACUAAAUGUAGAUUUUGCAGGAUGAAA
This is a messenger RNA of Macrobrachium nipponense, 1900 nucleotides long. RefSeq names its product F-box only protein 27-like. Gene Ontology annotation, biological process: SCF-dependent proteasomal ubiquitin-dependent protein catabolic process; glycoprotein catabolic process. NCBI's taxonomy places the organism in Eukaryota, Metazoa, Arthropoda, Malacostraca, Decapoda, Palaemonidae. The record is from RefSeq and is a predicted model, not a curated record. Gene Ontology annotation, molecular function: ubiquitin protein ligase activity; protein binding. Gene Ontology annotation, cellular component: SCF ubiquitin ligase complex; cytoplasm. Bases 307 to 1185 code for a protein of 292 amino acids. The transcript is spliced from 8 exons.